Medicago truncatula (barrel medic) is the source of this 1142-nucleotide messenger RNA. RefSeq names its product UPF0161 protein At3g09310. The coding region runs from base 65 to 535 and encodes 156 amino acids. Lineage: Eukaryota; Viridiplantae; Streptophyta; Magnoliopsida; Fabales; Fabaceae. The transcript has 4 exons. The record is from RefSeq and is a predicted model, not a curated record.
AAAUUAAAUACAAUAAUAAUUUGAUACCGAACCAACCAAAGAAGUAGAGCAUUGGCGCGUUACCAUGGCCACUGUUGUUCUCCCUCUCAAUCUGAAUACCACUUCGUCUUUUCAAUGUUCUCUUCCCACUCCAACCCAAAUCACUUUCAAACAUAGUAGUAGUAGAAUCCAAAACUACAAUUUCACUUCUCUCAAAUUCAAACUCAAAUCCACCACCCUUUUCGUUCGUGCAUCAGACCCAGAUUCCAACCCUCAAACUCCCCAAAAUGCUGAAGUCGACAAUUUAGGAGUUCAAGCUGCUCUUUCCGUUUUGAGAUUUUACAAAAGGGAAAUUUCACCUAUCUUGCCGAGGAGCUGUCGUUACGUUCCAACUUGCAGUGAGUAUUCCAUGGAGGCGUAUAAGAGAUAUGGUUUCUUGAAGGGUACGACUUUGACUGUGUGGCGUCUAUGUCGUUGCAACCCUCUUGGUGGGUCUGGAUAUGAUCCUCCAAGAUGGUUUGGUGAGAAUAAACCAGGAGAAGAACUCGACGAUUGAUUAAUCUCUAGCGGAAGAUUUUGAAUUGCAAGCUUCCCAGUGUACACAACUUCCGACUUUAAGUCAGCCUCCCAUAGAUCAGGAAUUGCCUCAGGAAGGUUAUGGAUGCUUUCCAAUGCAUAAUCUGCACCUUGAACUUUCUGUGAUGUGCCAAUCUGGAUGGUGCAAUCAACAAGUAAUUUAUAUGAGUUGUGGCUCAUUAAAAGGCAUGUAGUUGCUAUCAGUUUAUUUAAACAACCGUUAUAGAGCUAUUAUGUAGCGGCAUAUGAACAUAUUGAUAUUGUUUCGUGAUAUGCUAUACAAUACAAAAUGUUGUCGACUAGUGGCGCUAUAGCACUACUGCUUAGAGGAAUUUGAACAAAUUGCUAUGUUCAGUUUCUACUACAAAACAAAAAUUUCCAAUGACUUACCAGCACAGUGUCGAGUCCUACUCGUUUUCCAGCUUGUAUGUUGCGGACACUGUCCUCAAAGAACAACUGAAAAUGACAUAGAACCAACAAAAAGUUAAGCAAGCAAAUAAAAAGUUAACAAAAACAACAUAGAUCAUAAAGGGUGAUUUUCUUACAGUUCUAUGUGGGUCAAGGUUGGCUAUUUUGAGAGCCAAUUG